Messenger RNA from Hirsutella rhossiliensis, 969 nucleotides. Its product is annotated as pre-rRNA-processing protein ESF2. Lineage: Eukaryota; Fungi; Ascomycota; Sordariomycetes; Hypocreales; Ophiocordycipitaceae. Gene Ontology annotation, cellular component: nucleolus. The coding region runs from base 1 to 969 and encodes 322 amino acids. Gene Ontology annotation, molecular function: RNA binding. Gene Ontology annotation, biological process: small-subunit processome assembly; endonucleolytic cleavage to generate mature 5'-end of SSU-rRNA from (SSU-rRNA, 5.8S rRNA, LSU-rRNA); endonucleolytic cleavage in 5'-ETS of tricistronic rRNA transcript (SSU-rRNA, 5.8S rRNA, LSU-rRNA). The transcript has a single exon. The record is from RefSeq and is a predicted model, not a curated record.
AUGGCACCCCCAGAGCGAAACGAGUUCCUCGAUGCGUCUGACAGCGAGGGCGACCAUGUCGACGACUACAACUCGGACGAUGACAUGGCCAAGGGCGGCCACAGAGCCAGCAAACGGCGCAAAGUCGACAGCCGCCGACGUGGCGACGAGGCUAGCGACGCAGAGAGUGAUAAUUCCAGUGACCACGAAAAGGACGACGAAAAGGCUCCUGAAGGAAGCGGCAGAGAAGACGAUAAAGAAGAGGCGCCAAAAGACAACGGCACGGCCAAGGCGAAGCAAUCCAAACCAAAGCUGGAAACCGAGCUUCCAGACAUCACCAGGCCCUUGACCAAAAAGAACCUCGUCGCCUCUGAAAAGGCGAUUAAAAAGUCUGGAGUCGUAUUCCUCUCCAGGAUACCGCCGUUUAUGAAACCCGCCAAGCUGCGCUCCCUCCUCGAGCCGUACGGGACCAUCAACCGCAUAUUCCUCGCCCCCGAGGAUCCCGUCGCGCACACCCGCCGGGUGCGGGCCGGCGGAAACAAGAAGCGCCUCUACACAGAGGGAUGGGUCGAGUUUGUCAGGAAAAGGGACGCCAAGGCCGUCUGCGAGCUGCUCAACGCGCACAUCAUUGGCGGCAAAAAAGGCAACUACUACCACGACGACAUCUGGAACCUCUUGUACCUCAAGGGCUUCAAGUGGCACCACCUGACGGAGCAGAUUGCCUCAGAGAAUGCCGAGAGGACAAGUCGCAUGAGGGCCGAGAUUAGCAAGGCCACCAAGGAAAACAAGGAGUUUGUGAGGAACGUGGAGCGGGCCAAGAUGCUCGACGGCAUGCAAGCCAAGGCCAAGAAGAGGAAGGCCGACGACGACAAGGCCGUCGCGCCGGCAGAGCGGGCCCGGACCUUUAAGCAGGUGCCGCAGAUUAGGAAGAUGACGGAUGCUGAGGAGCAGCCCGAGCAGGUCACCCGAGUGCUGAGCAGGAUUUUCUAG